Rotaria sp. Silwood1 is the source of this 916-nucleotide messenger RNA. Lineage: Eukaryota; Metazoa; Rotifera; Eurotatoria; Philodinida; Philodinidae. The record is from the annotation of a GenBank genome assembly.
AUGACAAAUGGAAGUGAUCUUAUUUCAAAAAUUCAUGCAAUGAUGGAAAAACAUAAAGAACCAUUUUUUGUUGUUCGUUUACGUAAUCCAAUGUCAAAUCCUGCAACAUUAACCUAUACAGAUCCAUUAAUACAAUGUGAUUUAAUGGAAUCUCGUGAUGCAUUUUUAAAUUUUGCUCGUGAAAAACAUUGUGAAUUUUCUUCAUUAUGUCGUGCAAAAUAUUCAACAAUGGUUUCAUUAAUUGAAUUACAUUCAUCAACAACCGAUAAAAUAUCUUAUACAUGUAAUUCAUGUCGACAAUUAUGUCAUAUUCGAUAUCAUUGUACAAUAUGUGAAGAUUAUGAUUUAUGUUGUAAAUGUUAUAUAACAAUAAAACAUCAACAUCGUAUGGAACGUUCAGAUUAUACAAAUGAAAUAAAAACAAAUUCGGAUACAACAAUUAAUAUUCAACAACAAAGACAAUUAACAAUGCAACGAAUGUUAGAUGCUAUACGUCAUGCUGUACAAUGUCGAAAUGCAAAUUGUAUAUAUAAAAAUUGUUCAUUAUGUAAAAGAUUAUUACAACAUACAAAAGAAUGUACAAAAGCAUCACGAAGUCCAUCACCAAUUAAUUCAGAAAAUUCUGAACCAACAACAUCUGGACAAUAUCAUCAUUCAAUGGAAUCAGCUUCACCAAGUUCAACUGGCAAAAUGAUGCCAUCAAGUGGUAAAGGUAGUAAAGGUGGUAAACAUUCAUCUAUAAGUGGAUUAGUUCGUACUAAUUUAUCACAACGAUUACCAACUCAACAACAACAAAAUUCUGUGUAUUAUAAUGGUGGUCAUGGUAAUCCAACUGGUAUUAAUAAUAAUAAUAAUAAUAGUGGAUAUCGAAUGAUGAUGACGACACAUCCUCAACAAACACCACAACAAUGGAUAC